CUUGAAUUACGAUUCUCUUUGCGCUGCUCUCUACAAACCGUGGAUCUUGUGAGCUGUGUCUAUACUUCCCCCAGCCACGAUAACGCAUUUCUUUACUCAUCUGCCUCCAACAUUAUCCAGCAUGCCUUCAGAGAUACCCCUGUACGAUAUAGUGAUUAUCGGAGCCGGACCAGUAGGUCUUCUCCUUUCAGUCUCGCUUUCAAGAUGGGGUUACAAAGUACGACACAUCGACAAUCGGCCAGUCCCGACGGCAACAGGGCGAGCCGACGGUAUCCAACCACGAUCUCUUGAGAUCUUGAGAAAUAUGGGCCUAAAACGAAAGAUCAUGGCCUAUGAUCCCGCCAGAGUUUUCGAAGUAGCCUUCUGGGAUCCCGCGCCACAGGGCAAGAUAGUCAGAACUGGCACAUGGGCAAGUUGUCCAGAUUUCCUCGAUGCCAGAUACCCUUUCACAGCGCUUCUCCACCAAGGGCACAUAGAAAGAGUCCUCAUCGAUGACCUUGCGAAAAAUGGCACCAGAGUCCUCCGGCCGUGGACCAUCACCCGCUUCGAGACCAACCACACAAACCCCGCAUACCCAGUCGAAGUCGAUCUGAAGAAUCUCGACAGCAACGUUACCGAGACCGUCCGCGCCAAAUAUCUCUUCAGCGGAGAAGGCGCGCGGAGUUUCGUCCGCGAACAAUUAGGCGUGCAAAUUCGACACAAAGAUCCCAUAUCGCACGUAUGGGGCGUCAUGGACGGCGUGGUCCGCACAAAUUUCCCCGACAUCAAGAUGAAAUGCACCAUCCACUCCGAUCACGGCAGUAUCAUGGUCAUCCCCCGCGAAGACAACAUGGUCAGACUAUACAUCCAGAUCGCCAGUUCGACCGACAAGGACUUUUCGGCGCGCAAGACCGCCACCGUGGAAGAAGUGCAAGCUGCAGCCAAGAGUAUCUUUCAGCCAUACUAUUGCGAGUGGGACCGCGUGGAGUGGUACUCAGUCUACCCGAUCGGCCAGGGCAUCGCCGACAAGUACACGCUCGACCACCGCGUCUUCAUGGGCGGCGACGUCUGCCAUACGCACAGUCCUAAAGCUGGUCAGGGUAUGAACACAGCGUUUCACGACGCCAUCAAUUUCGCCUGGAAAAUGCACCUUGUCGAGUCGGGCUUCGCGUCCCGCGACAUUUUGGGAACAUACGAAGUCGAGCGCAAAUUCAUCGCAGAAACCCUACUAAACUUCGACAACCAGUACGCCGCGCUGUUCUCCAAACGCCCACCUUCAGCCAGUGAAGUCGACAGCGCACAUAAGGGUGACGACAAGGCCGAGUCCGAGACCAAGAACGAUUUCGUGGAAAUGUUCAAAGCAAAUUGUGAAUUCACCGCGGGUUUCGGCGUCGCGUACAACGGCAACAUCUUCAAUCACUCUGCCGACCACCCGUUCCAGCACGAGCUGUUCAUCAAGGACUCGCCCAAGUUGCGACCGGGCCGGAUCAUGCCGCCGUCGAACGUGACAAGGGUAGUCGACGCGAACGUCGUGCACCUCGAGAACGAAAUCCCCUUUAACGGCGCGUUCAGGUUGUUCGUAUUCGCCGGUCUAGGACAAUCACCGAAGAAGGGCGGACAUCAAGCGCUGGUUGAUUUAGCUGAGGGUCUGACCGCCCCAGGAUCGUUCUAUGCAAGAUUUGGCUCCGAGGACCUCCAGCGCGACAACCACCACGAUAGCAAUAACCCGCAUUCGCGCUUUUUCUCGCUUGCGCUGACACUCGCGGCAAAGAGGCCUGAGAUCGAAAUAUCAGAUUUACCGGCUCUGUUCCAGGAUUACAGUGCGCGUAUCUAUGCGGAUGACAAGAGGGAUAUAAGGGUGCUGGACGCAAAGGCUGCGGCGCAUGCGAAAGUCGGACUUACUGGUGAUGAGGGCGCUGUCGUCGUCAUCCGUCCUGAUGGGCAUGUCGGUGUUGCUGUGCGGUUGGUACCAGGAAAGGGCACAGUUGAGGCGCUCGAGGGCUAUUUCAAGGGCUUUACAAAUGAAAGUACCGACACUCAGAGCAGUUCGGGUCUAGGUGGUGGGGCGGAGCAUGUUAAAGCGCAGCUUUGAAGUUUCUUUAUAGGAUUGUGGGCUUGAGGAGGUGGAUCGCGGCGUGCAUCAAAUCUCUUGAAGUUAAUAUUGUGUCAUAAGCGCUGAUUCUGUACAGUAUCAAGCACUAUGAACCAUUGCCUGUUCUGUUGACCGCCUGCGAUGUUUCGUUCCAUGUCAAAAUUGCUUUUCGACCCUCGUUGGAGCCAUGCCAUUCAAUGCUCACGCUAACACAAAGUCAAAUUCAUGUCCCAUUUUAUCGUCGGGUGUUCACGAAAAUCUGCCGUAUUGUGUGGCAUCUAAGCCGGACUCGUCUUCAAACUAAAUACU
Molecule: messenger RNA, 2380 nt
Organism: Exophiala viscosa
Lineage: Eukaryota; Fungi; Ascomycota; Eurotiomycetes; Chaetothyriales; Herpotrichiellaceae
Product: FAD monooxygenase
Exons: 1
Coding region: 122-2071 (649 amino acids)
Molecular function (GO): oxidoreductase activity; FAD binding
Source: RefSeq, a predicted model, not a curated record